Diceros bicornis minor is the source of this 1490-nucleotide messenger RNA. It is a transcript of the gene CMBL, whose product is annotated as carboxymethylenebutenolidase homolog. Bases 212 to 949 code for a protein of 245 amino acids. Gene Ontology annotation, molecular function: hydrolase activity. NCBI's taxonomy places the organism in Eukaryota, Metazoa, Chordata, Mammalia, Perissodactyla, Rhinocerotidae. The transcript is spliced from 6 exons. The record is from RefSeq and is a predicted model, not a curated record.
GCGCUUCACGGGGCACGGAAAGGCGCAGGUAGCUCUGCUCGGCUCUAGCUCGCACGUGUGUUUGCACGAGGCAAAGGAGGUCUUUGCCAUGUGCACAGGUAAUGAGCCUAUCAAAGUCCAUUUUCAAAUCCUGACUUUCAUCAAAGCAGUACACUGUUGUUGCAGAAAAGCAACCCCCGCCACCGCACUUUGCCCGACUUAAAUAUCUCUAAUGGCUAACGAAGCUCAUCCUUGUCCCUGUGACAUUGGCCAUAAGCUCGAGUAUGGAGGGAUGGGGCAUGAAGUUCAAGUGGAGCACAUCAAGGCUUAUGUCACCAGAUCCCCCGUUGACACGGACAAAGCUGUGAUUAUCAUUCAGGAUAUAUUCGGCUGGCAAUUGCCCAAUACCAGAUAUAUAGCUGACAUGAUUGCAGGAAAUGGAUACACAACCAUCGUUCCAGACUUCUUUGUAGGGCAAGAGGCGUGGGACCCCUCUGGGGACUGGUCCAUCUUCCCGGAGUGGGUGAAAACAAGAAAUGCCAGAAAGAUCGAUAAAGAGGUUGAUGCUGUCUUGAAGUUUCUGAAACAACAGUAUCAUGCCCGGAAAAUUGGCAUCGUGGGAUUCUGCUGGGGUGGAGUUGGUGUCCAUCAUGUGAUGCUGAAAUACACAGAAAUCAGGGCAGGAGUGUCUGUCUAUGGCAUCAUCAAGGACUCCGAAGACGUGUACAACUUAAAGAAUCCCACGUUGUUCCUUUUUGCUGAAAACGAUACUGUGAUUCCUCUUGAGCAAGUCUCUCUGCUGACCCAGAAGUUGAAAGAACACUGCAAGGUGGAAUACCAAAUCAAAACGUUUUCUGGGCAAACUCACGGGUUCGUGCAUCGGAAGAGGGAAGAUUGUUCUCCUGAAGACAAGCCCUAUAUUGACGAGGCGAGGAGGAAUUUACUUGAGUGGCUGAACAAGUAUGUCUAGUGGUGACCACAUGCAAACCUUCUCGAAAUAGCUUUCAUCCGGAAAUUUGCUUUCAAAUACUUAGAUCAUUUGAUUUAAUUUUCACUCUGUAUAAAAUAAAUCAAGCAAUCUGUAAAUUCUUUAUUUCAUCUGAACCACAAAUUCAGUAGGAAAUUUUAAUUAUGAAAUAAUUUAAUUUUUAACAUGUCAAAUAAAAAAUUUAACAACAGGUCAGUUCCUGAAGAAUUGAAUGAUAGAGUAAUAGCCUAACGAUUAGUAAAAACUCACAGCUCUUCAAGGAGCAGCUGACAGCUCAGGGUGGCCUUCCCCUCCUUGAGUUGAGCAUGUCCCUUAGAAUGACUAAUGUGGCAGAGCCGUGAAAACAUGACCUGUAACCUCAGGGGGAUUAACGUCCCUCGUCAAUCAGACGUGGAUCUUCCCGUCUUCAUACAGAUGAAUUUGUCACGUUCAUGUAAUUCGCUAUGAAAAAUAUUGAGAUUAGAAUAGGGUUGCAUUGACCUAAUUAUAUCAAGCUAAUAAACUUACUUUUUGAAUUUUUGAA